AUGAGCGAUCCCAACGGAUAUCGGGACGACCCAGAAGACCAGUACUAUGCCAAUACUUACGGACAGAAGUAUGUGAGCUACGGAGAAGACUCUUCUUCUUCGUACUAUGGCUCAGGAUACAGAGGCAGAGGCAGAGGACGCGGACGAGGAAGCUCUUACAGAGGGCGUGGUUCAUAUGACCAUUACGGAUACAACGGAAGCAGUCAUAGUCGGUACGGUGGUGACAGAUCUAGAAGAACAGAGUACCAGAGCAACAAUAGCUACGAAAAUCCCGAGGAAACCUCAGUGUACAACGAUGUUUCUGGUCCAGGAGCUCAUGACAGCUACCGUGGCAGCAGCUACCGUGGUCUGGGGAGCCUGUACCGAGGAAGCGGAUACAGAGACGGAAGCUACAGAGGCAGCAGAAACUCGAUUGAUCGCAACGAACGUUCGGAUCGUGAUAGAGAAUGGGGAAGUAGAGAAGGAGAACGCGAGAAUGGCCGUCACUACAGUGGUCAUCAUUCGGCAUAUAGCGGAGGUCACGGAGGGUCUAGAGCGCUGGUUUCGGUCAAAGACAAGCUGAUUAGCGGACCUAGUAGUUCAGUCAGAAACAAUAGCAAAGUCAAGACUUUCAACAAUCCUUGGAUUGAGAUCAUGGAAAUUAAUGAUGAGACUACCCAGGAGACGCUAGAAACGAGAUACAAUGAGUUGGGCUAUGUUAAUAGUGAUAUCAGACAGCUUCAACUAGCCAAGCGCAAGUUGGAGGGUUCCGUAUUGAAUCUCGAGAGACAGGCUGAACGAGAAGCGUUACAUGUUCAAAUUACGAACGACAAGCUUGAGGAGUUUACGUAUUUGUAG
Molecule: messenger RNA, 837 nt
Organism: Scheffersomyces stipitis CBS 6054
Lineage: Eukaryota; Fungi; Ascomycota; Pichiomycetes; Serinales; Debaryomycetaceae
Exons: 1
Coding region: 1-837 (278 amino acids)
Source: RefSeq, a predicted model, not a curated record